GAGAAAGCCAGGGGAGGAGGAAUUGGGGAGGCCAGUGAAGAUGGGGAACACUACGUCUUGCUGUGUGUCGUCCAGCCCCAAGCUCAGGAGAAAUGCCCACUCCCGGCUGGAAUCCUAUCGGCCCGAUACCGAGCUGAGCCGGGAGGACACAGGCUGCAACCUGCAACACAUUAGCGACCGAGAGAACAUUGAUGAUUUGAACAUGGAAUUCAACCCUUCAGAUCACCCUCGGGCCAGCACAAUAUUCCUCAGCAAAUCUCAGACUGACGUGAGAGAAAAACGUAAGAGCCUCUUCAUCAACCACCAUCCUCCAGGACAGAUGGGAAGGAAGUACAGCUCCUGUUCCACUAUUUUCCUAGAUGAUAGCACAGUCAGUCAACCAAACCUCAAGUAUACGAUUAAAUGUGUAGCACUUGCAAUAUAUUAUCACAUCAAAAACAGGGACACAGAUGGAAGGAUGCUCUUAGAUAUUUUUGAUGAAAAUCUUCACCCCCUUUCGAAAUCCGAAGUGCCACCAGACUAUGACAAACACAACCCAGAACAAAAACAGAUUUACCGGUUUGUUCGGACGCUGUUCAGUGCCGCCCAGCUGACUGCUGAGUGUGCCAUUGUGACCCUGGUGAGUACCUGCAAGGCAUUGCCAAGGCUUCUGUCUCGAGGCAUUGGGGCAUCCACUCUUCAGAAGUCGGGAAUUAUGGGUUUUAAUCCUGGCUUACUUCCCAAGAAUGAGCUGGAGCGGCAAUUUCUUGAGUUACUACAAUUUAACAUCAAUGUUCCUUCCAGUGUUUACGCCAAGUAUUAUUUUGAUCUUCGAUCUUUGGCAGAAGCAAAUAAUCUCAGCUUUCCCUUGGAGCCCCUCAGCAAGGAAAGGGCUCAUAAGCUUGAGGCCAUCUCUCGUCUGUGUGAGGACAAGUACAAAGACUUAAGAAGAUCUACAAGGAAGCGAUCAGCUAGUGCUGAUAAUCUGGCUGCAAUGAAGUGGUCUCCAGCCAUCAUCUCCUAACAGUGGCAUGUAGGAUAUUCUUACAAAAAUACUGUUUUCACCCCUCCAGUUUCUCUUUUGGUUUGGGAAAACACAAGACUCUGGGGUUUUUUGGUCACAUUUUGGUUUGGUUUGGUUUUUAAUCCUUAGCUCCGUCAAGCUGCCUUUACACUGCCUCCUCACCGUGUGGCGCACACGCAGCAACUUUUCAGUGGAAAGCUAAAUCAGUAUUUUGGAAAUCCUGUCUCAUGCCUUUUCCCCCCAAUGUCACUAACCUUUGGCGAGGGAAUGGGGGACUGAUCCUGCAGGAAGAAGAAAGGAAAGUAGUGUAGAGGCAAAAAAAAGAAAAAAUAUUUAAAGGACUGUUGUCAUCUUUUUGAGACACCGUUCUCAUCAAUAGAUAAAUACAAGAUGAAAACAAAAACAGGCGAUAAACUGUGCUCUAAGGAAACCGAGUGGCAUUGAUUUUACCUUAACCUGAAAUUUCAGCUCAAUAUGUUCUGUCGGAUCUUUUGCAUUCCUUCUAGCUGCUUUUGGGGGUUUGGGGGAUGUGGUUUUUUGGUUCUUUUUUUUUGGUCCUGCAGAGCAGAGAAUACAGUCUGUAUCUACCAUAGCACAAACAUCCAAAUAAAUAGUAUUGGUCGUUCCUCACU
Molecule: messenger RNA, 1635 nt
Organism: Gracilinanus agilis (Agile Gracile Mouse Opossum)
Lineage: Eukaryota; Metazoa; Chordata; Mammalia; Didelphimorphia; Didelphidae
Gene: CCNY
Product: cyclin Y
Exons: 9
Coding region: 41-1003 (320 amino acids)
Biological process (GO): regulation of cyclin-dependent protein serine/threonine kinase activity; regulation of canonical Wnt signaling pathway
Cellular component (GO): cytoplasmic cyclin-dependent protein kinase holoenzyme complex; plasma membrane
Molecular function (GO): protein kinase binding; cyclin-dependent protein serine/threonine kinase activator activity
Source: RefSeq, a predicted model, not a curated record